Messenger RNA from Bombyx mori (domestic silkworm), 1654 nucleotides. RefSeq names its product pickpocket protein 28. Lineage: Eukaryota; Metazoa; Arthropoda; Insecta; Lepidoptera; Bombycidae. The record is from RefSeq and is a predicted model, not a curated record. Gene Ontology annotation, biological process: sodium ion transmembrane transport. Bases 170 to 1483 code for a protein of 437 amino acids. The transcript is spliced from 11 exons. Gene Ontology annotation, cellular component: plasma membrane. Gene Ontology annotation, molecular function: ligand-gated sodium channel activity.
GCAUGAAGAGAGGCCGCCAUUUUGGAAGAAGACCAUAAGUUGGCUAUCGAAAUGUCUUGUGGAGUGCGGGAGAGACUUCUGCUUGGAAACCAGCGUGCACGGAUUCAAGCAUAUCGCCGCACCACGGAGGCAUUGGAGCGAAAGGUUUCUGUGGGUGGUAAUAACCGCUAUGGCGCUGUGGUGCGCGGUCGAAGUGUCCAUGGACCAGUGGCACAGGUACAACGAGAACCCUACCGUUGUUACACUGGAGAAGGACUUCAGGUCCUGGACGUUCGGCCUCCCAGCGGUGACGGCUUGUCCCAAGAUCCGAGUGAACCAUACCAGCAUACCUUCAGUCAUAAAAGCCCUCUGGGGCAUUAGUCCUGGAGACCCUAAAUACGAUUAUUACGUGCGCUUUGUCGAGACGGUGGCCAACUCGGAUAUAUUCAACCUCGACGGCUUCCAGGAGUUCGCUGGCGAUGACCAGCUAGACGUGGAUCUGACCCGGCUGGCUGUUGAUGUAUUACCGGAGGUUGCAAUCAAACCAAUAACGUCAGAGGACGCGAGGACUGCCCUCUUUAAGUGGACCAGGGUCAUCACCGAAGCUGGGGUUUGUUAUUCAACGAACUCCCUCGGUAUAACCGACGUCGCUGUCAUGGUUCCAGAUUCGAACGUCACGCUGAACUAUCCGAUUGGCUGCAAAUACUCUUCGCAGAUUUGCUACGUGAUGUUUGAAGUCGCCGAACCAAUUGAUUUUUAUGUCCAUUCGCCAUACGACAUAGUGGAUGUGGCAUCUCAGGCGUCCCGAGUGUAUCCUUCCUUGAGCCGGCGAUCGGAGCUCACGGUGAUGGAGACGCGGUGCGCGAAAGGAGUAAGAGAACUGGCGCCCAGGAGACGAGGUUGCUUGUUCAUUGACGAACCGACUGAUGAUAGGAAAAAGAUCUACAGCGCCAAUACUUGUCGACUGUCGUGUAGGAGUAAGAGAGCCGUAGAGCUGUGUGGAUGCCGACCGUUUUAUUACGUAAACGAAGAAGGCCCGGUCUGCUCGGUGGCAGGAAUGGCGUGUUUGAGUGAGCACUCCCAUCUCUUGUCCUCGACAGGUGGAAAAUGCUCAUGCACCCCUCAAUGCUUGGACAUGGUCUACAGGGAAAUCACUGUUAAGGAUACAAAAUGGGAGCACGGGCCCUUCGUCACCCGAGGUUCGAUCAGAUACAUCCUCCAGGCCCCAAGGACUCGGUACAACAGGGAAAUUGUCUUUUACUUACAGGACCUGGUAGUGUCACUAGGCGGCGCCACCGGUCUUUUCUUGGGCGCCAGCUUUAUAAGCUUCGUGGAAAUCAUUUACUUUGUGAUCGAAAGAAUAUUCAAGAGUUUGUUUGAGGAUUCCUCCACCAAAAACAACGUUGUUACCGUUAAAAAAUCAAACCCGUAUGAAGCAGACCGAGUCAUUGAACUCACGCGCGUUUUGGAUGUUGAAAAGAAAUACCCUCUUAAAUUAAACUAGGUUUUCGCCUACAAUUUCGCCUGCUUGGAUAUAUAACAACAGCCUUUGUCUCAUGGCUCAAACGUUUUGCGGACCGACUCUCUUUAAAACUUCACUGGUCUUAAGUGGUCAUUAAGUGUGGAAUGUUUCAGAGUUUAUUUUAUAAUAAAAAUAAUGUUGAAAUGAUGGAAA